Ectocarpus sp. CCAP 1310/34 is the source of this 366-nucleotide messenger RNA. The record is from the annotation of a GenBank genome assembly. NCBI's taxonomy places the organism in Eukaryota, Phaeophyceae, Ectocarpales, Ectocarpaceae.
AUGGAUUUCCAGGACGACGCGGCGGAGUUUUCGUCUGAGGAUGUGGAAACUAUCGUCAAGAACGCCAUCACUGGUUGCUUGACCGACGUCAUGUACAACCCAAAGAAGGUGACGGACUGGACCAACACCAUCGUCGACAACUGUCUCAAGGAGCUACAGCCUCUCAACAAGCCCUACAAGUACAUCAUCACGUGUAUAAUCAUGCAAAAAAACGGGGCCGGGGUAAACACAUGCGCAUCCAUGGUGUGGGAUACCACGAAAGACAAUUUUUGCCAGGUACCGUGGGAGAAUCAAAACAUGCAUUGCAUUGUGACCGUGUACGGCUGCGCGGUGCACAUCGACAACGCGAACGAGCUGGAAUCAUGA